UCUCGACUUUCAGACUGUCUGCUCUUUUGACUGAUCAGGGAAUUAGGAAAACAAGCAACGGCAUUCGCGUCUAUAGCGAGAACAUAGAGCAUGUUUUCUCGCUUUUCCGUCAAGUGUGUCCUUCUCAGGACAUCUGUAACCAGGAAGUAAGUCUCUGGGGCGGCAGUGUGUACAAUGCGUUCUUUAAAAUCAGGAUUGUAAGUCAGUAAAUGCGAAACGGAUCGUGUCAUGAUUGACGUCGGAGCUCGGUGAACAUGGUCAUGUUGAGGCUUUACGUGAAUGUCGUGCUGAUAUGACAUGUGCUUACUUCAGCUCAGGAUGAGUAAAGAAUUGGAGGAGCUUUCUCCCCUGGGCGACUCGGGACACGGUGAUGGGUCUGAGGAAGAAACAGAGGAGGAUGAUGAGCCCAAAAUUUGUCAAGUAUGCGGCGACAAAUCCACAGGCUACCACUUUAACGCCAUGACCUGUGAGGGCUGCAAGGGCUUUUUCAGGCGCGCCAUGAAGCGACCCGCACAGCUCUGCUGCCCGUUUCAGAACGCCUGUGUCAUCACUAAGAGCAACAGGAGACAGUGCCAAUCCUGCCGACUCCAGAAAUGCCUCUCAAUCGGGAUGAAGAGGGAGCUGAUCAUGUCGGAUGAGGCUGUGGAGAAGCGGAGGAUGCAGAUCAGGAGGAAGAGGAUGCAGGAGCCUGUAACGCUCUCCCCUCAACAGGAAACUGUCAUACAGGAGCUGCUCACCGCACAUCACAAGACCUUCGACAUGACUUGCGCCAACUUUGUUCAGUUCCGGCCUUUAGAUCGAGAUCAGAAAUCCAUUUCUGAGCACAGUCUAGAACCAGACAGUGGCAGGUUCUUUCACACAACCAUGCACAAACCACCAUCUGAAGAUGCAAUGCAACGAAACAUCAGCUUUUCCUCGCCCUCGUCCCCUUCCUCCAGCGUUCAGAGUACUGAAAAUAAAGAAUGGAAGCAACAUAAAAGUGCUAUUUUCACUACUCUGCCACAUUUUACAGACCUCACCACGCACAUGAUCAAGAAUAUAAUCAACUUCAGCAAAACUCUUACAAUGUUCAGGGCUCUAAUCAUAGAGGACCAGAUCGCGCUGCUGAAAGGUGCCACCUUUGAGAUCAUUCUGAUUCACUUCAACAUGUUCUUUAAUGAGGUGACAGGCAUCUGGGAGUGCGGCCCGCUGCAGUACUGCCUGGAUGACGCCAUGCAAGCUGGUUUCCAUCGCCAUCUGCUGGACCCUAUGAUGAACUUCCAUUACACGCUGCGCAAGCUGCACUUACGUGAAGAGGAGUACGUGCUGAUGCAGGCCAUCUCGCUCUUCUCACCAGAUCGCUUCGGCGUGACACAUCACAGCGUGAUCGACCGCAACCAGGAAACAUUAGCUCUCACCCUGAAGACCUACAUCGAGGCCAAGCGGUCCGAGCCAAAUAAACAUCUGCUGUACCCAAAGAUAAUGGCGUGCCUGACUGAGAUGAGGAGUAUGAAUGAAGAGUAUACGAAACAAGUGCUGAAAAUCCAGGACAUUCAGCCUGAUGUGUCUCCGCUCUUACUGGAAAUAAUAAGCAAAGACCGCUAAGCCUUCACAGAGCAGAUGAGACUCAACACGCUGGCCUUGAACCGCCACGUUGACCUUCAUCUGAGGACGCUAAGGACUGAAAUACAGCCCAAACCAGCGAGGAAAAGGACUGUGCCUACUGAUAAUGAACUACUGAACUGUCUGCUGCACACAGUAAUUGUGAAAUUGUAUUUUUAUAAUUGUGCUACUAAAUGUAGUUGUGUUCCAACAAUCUUUUUUGGGAUCUAUUCACAAAAGAAGAGUUUCUAUGGUUCAUAACCAGAUGUAGGAUGGCACAUAUUAUCUCUUACAUUCACUGCACGAAUGAAGCUUGAAAUGUGGGUUAGAUUGAGAUUUGAUUCACUUUUUCCCCAGUUUAAGAGAACGCUACUAUGGCAGCAAAUGUACAAAACAACAAUAUGAUACAUAUUAGUCAUUUGUGUUAAUAGUCUGUCUUGACAAAUGUGUUUAUUUAUUGUUCGUUUUUAAAUGCUAAAUAGUUGUAUAAAUUAGCCGCUUCUAGGUAUGUUGUGUUCAGAUUAAAUAUGCAAAAAAAAAAUAUGCGUAUAUAAUAUCAGUGCCAUUGUCAGAUGUGAGUAGCUGUAUUUGAUUCAAACAUUUUCCAGACUAGAAUGUAAAUGUUAUGAAUCUUGUAAAGAACAUGUUCAGGUCUUAAUUUACUCUAGCUAUUUAAAAACAUGUUUUGCAUAAUAUAUAAUGCAUAUUAUUUUUAGUACAAUCAUUAGCAGUUAUUAUUGCCAUCACAAAAAAAUGUAUACUUAUGCUAAUUUAAUUAUACUAACGAGAAUGUGCUUUUACGCUUUUUCUUUUUUUUCAUUAUGGAAAUGAGAAAAACAGGCUUAUCUUAAAAUAUAAAAAAUAUUUUUUGCAUUUCAGAAAUGAGAAAAUAGGCUUUUAUGCAAAAUAUCUAUUUUUUGUAUUAAUUUUCAGAAUUAUUUUUCAUUACAGUAAUUCGAAUCUGUUGUUUUUUUACAAUAAUGAAAAAAGAAACAAGCUUACUUUUAUGCAAAAUGUGCGUUUUAUUUUUGGACCUGGAUGUGUUCUUGUCAGAUUUUGUGAGAUUCACUCUGAUUUGUGGCUAGGUAUCAAAAGAGUUGUGCUAGCUAGUCAUUUCAUGUCUGCUGUGUGAAUGUUUAAUAUUAGUAACAAAGCUUACAGAAUUUUGCUCAACAUGAAUGUCUACAAUUCUGAAGAAUCAGAGAGGCUGCAAAAGUUCAUCACACUUUCUUGAGAAGUGAUUGCUUUUUAAAAUGCUUCACUCAGCAGUGAGCAUAACCUUUUUCACUUGGUGCAUUCAGGGUUUAAAGCAAAUUUACCAAGCAGACGUCAUUUUUUCCUUUUCUGGUUUGUUUUGUCAAUAAAGCUAAAAAAGUUAACAGUGACAAUCAAUGUGAAGACUGUGAGCUAGUGUCAUAUGUGGAUGUGACGUGACAAUGUAGAGCAGAUGUUGAGGGUUCAGGCUAAGAGUGCAGUAUUUUUUUUGGAAAGGACUCACAUAUUUGACUCAAAUACAAGCAGAGUAUUCAGAUUUCAGGUGUCUCUAUAAAGCACAGACUCGUGUAAAAUGCCUUCAUGUUAGCAUGCUGUGUAGAUUAAGCAGUUAUUUCAUCCUGUCUGCAAUAUGAUGAGGAAACUUGUCACAAUGUGAGUAAUUUCUACACAAUACACUCAGGUUUUCUAUCUUUACGGUGGUUAUUUUCAAAGUAAGACCCAGUAUAUGACCCUCUCAGGAAAAUAAAAUGUAAAAUUGAA
Molecule: messenger RNA, 3336 nt
Organism: Onychostoma macrolepis
Lineage: Eukaryota; Metazoa; Chordata; Actinopteri; Cypriniformes; Cyprinidae
Gene: nr1i2
Product: nuclear receptor subfamily 1, group I, member 2
Exons: 9
Coding region: 298-1584 (428 amino acids)
Biological process (GO): negative regulation of transcription by RNA polymerase II; positive regulation of transcription by RNA polymerase II; cell differentiation
Molecular function (GO): RNA polymerase II cis-regulatory region sequence-specific DNA binding; zinc ion binding; nuclear receptor activity
Source: RefSeq, a predicted model, not a curated record